GUGUACACAGUUAUUUGUGGGCUGUCUUAAAAAUUGUUUAGUGUUUUGAAUACAGGUGUGGUUUUUACCUAAGAUGCUUUCUUUCAUCAACUUAUAUAUUCAGUAUAAUGUCAAUCAUACAGUACAAAGUGAAUCCCAAUAUGGAUUGAAUAUUACCUGCUGCUCGCUUUAUUUUGCAUAGUAAAACUGUUUUUCUUAUUAACUGAACUUAGUACAAUGAGCGAAUGGUUAUGCUUCAUCUGUGGAUUUGAACUAGGUUAAAGCAUAAAUACAUACAUUAGCUCUGUUGACAUUUGUAAGCUGUCGCUAGGCUACUGUUUGUUGUGUUUAUUUGUUUUAACAACGCUUUUGCGUUCUGGGAAAAGUCGAAGGAGCAUCCGCUUAGUAUAAAGUAUAUUUCGAAAUUUUUUUCUUUUGAGGAAAAGUUUAGGUAACCGAGAAACAUUUACUGCAAGGUUUGAUAUAAAACUAAUUGAAAGAUGGAGAUAGCUGGAAUACAUAUGCUUACUUUUGUAGGCUUCAUAUUAACUAUUGUUGCGUUAGUGAUCGAUUUAAUUGGUUUUGCUGCUCCUUAUUGGUGGUAUAUUGAAUCACUAAAUACAAAACGGUAUGCCGGACUCUGGAAACUAUGUUUUGAUAGCGGAUCGUCUACAACAUGUGGAGACUUUGUAGACUCAGACAACUUACAAUCAUGGUUCGAAGCCGUUCAAGCCAUGGAGACCAUUGGUUUCUUAUGUUUAAUUGCUGCACUUGUUGUCGUCAUAUUGAAACUAUUCGUCUUAAAAGAUAAACCAAUUCUGAAAUGGGUAGCUGUUGGAUGCUUAGCUGCAGCAGCGGCAUUUAUCCUGAUUGGAGUAUGCAUCUAUGGAGGAGAAGCAUCAACACUUGAAACUGAUAAUCUACAUUUUGCCUUCGCCUUUGUGAUUAUUGCUGCUAUUAUUGCCAUCGUAGCGUCCAUUAUGUUUUGUUUGGACAAGUAACAUAACAUUCUAUUGAGCAAAACGAUUUCAGAAAUUGUAAAUUAAUGCUGAUUCAAUUAAUUUAAAAUAAGCUUUGAAAGUUUGGAAAUAACCUUAGUACUAAGUUCUUUCUAGUAUCGUUACUGAAUUAUACUAACCGCCGGUGUGACUUAAUAUGAUUAUAGAUUUAUAUAGAGUAACAGUACAAAUGCUUGCCUGAAAGAUAUGUAUGCCUUAGUGUUCAAAUUGAUUUUGUAGCUUUAAUAAAUAAAUAUUUUCCGUAAUA
Messenger RNA from Mytilus californianus (California mussel), 1245 nucleotides. RefSeq lists its product as uncharacterized. The record is from RefSeq and is a predicted model, not a curated record. The transcript has 3 exons. NCBI's taxonomy places the organism in Eukaryota, Metazoa, Mollusca, Bivalvia, Mytilida, Mytilidae. Gene Ontology annotation, cellular component: membrane. The coding region runs from base 480 to 980 and encodes 166 amino acids.